AUGUUGCGGCGGGGCGGCCCCACCCGGACACCAACUCUCCCGUGGGCUAACAUUACUGCUUUACGUGAAGCAAAACGCGAGGAAGAGGGGAGUACCAUCGACUCCAAGCCUCAACAAACAACAAACACAUCAGGGAAUGCGCAACGGCUGAAAGCAAUGCCGAAAAUUGGUGUCGCAAGAAUUGGUGUGCAUCGUGUGGGUAUUGAGCGAAACUGCGCCACCGCUUCGGAAGAUGGUACCAAAGGCCUCAGGUUUGAUGGUAAGGAGAGACAUGAAAGCUGCAACAUAAGCGGUAGUUCCGUGGGCUGCAUGGACCUCCUUGAGUUUACCGUGGCAAAGGAACGUGAAUGUGUGAACCUAAAGAAUAUGAUGCGACAAUGGGCGGAUGUCUUUAGCCGCAGCUCCGGAUGCUUUGUGCUUAGAGAGAUUGUUUUGAAGUGCAACAACAUGGCCCCCAUUCUCCCUGAUUUGAUUACCUCGUGUUUUAGUUUGAUGGAGCAGGAGCUGUGUGGCCGGGAGCUGGUGGCUGAGCCCACACAUUUUGUCAGUUGCUUCCUACGCAGGGAAUACGAAGUGAAACUUGGACCCAUCAAGAUGAAAACAGUGGAGUUGAGCCACAAUUAUGCUUCACUGGAGGAAGGGGGAAAAUACCUGAGAAUAUGUUUAAAUUUGCGCCGGAUUGUCUUGGAGACGCUGUCGUAUUCGUAUCGCAAUGCUAAGAACAAGUCGGCUGAUUUCACGCACGGCACUGUUGACCUAAAGGUAGAGAAUUGUGCCCUGAAGGUUGAUCUCAUUAUUUUACUAGCAGGUGGUGGGUUUGUGACCAUAUAUCGCAGGUGCGAUAACUUAAAGAUCGGCUCCAUCGGUGCCGAUUUCUCUGGUUUCAUUCCGAACUUGAUAUUCUUCAUCAUCAAGCCCAUCAUAAGAAGAAGUCUGAGGAAUCAAAUAAUGGCAGUGAUGAAUGAACGCACUUUCGGAAAGACCUGA
Molecule: messenger RNA, 987 nt
Organism: Trypanosoma brucei brucei TREU927
Lineage: Eukaryota; Euglenozoa; Kinetoplastea; Trypanosomatida; Trypanosomatidae
Exons: 1
Coding region: 1-987 (328 amino acids)
Source: RefSeq, a predicted model, not a curated record